Molecule: messenger RNA, 3292 nt
Organism: Brienomyrus brachyistius
Lineage: Eukaryota; Metazoa; Chordata; Actinopteri; Osteoglossiformes; Mormyridae
Gene: tnfrsf21
Product: tumor necrosis factor receptor superfamily, member 21
Exons: 6
Coding region: 321-2228 (635 amino acids)
Biological process (GO): neuron apoptotic process; adaptive immune response; signal transduction
Molecular function (GO): protein binding
Source: RefSeq, a predicted model, not a curated record
CCGGCUGCGCUGCAGUCACUACAGAAACCUGGAGAAACGAGCCCCGACGGCUGUCUCCAUUCCGGCAUGGAUAUGGGAAUUAUACCAUUGUUCCGGAACCGAGCCCGUGCUGUACACUACCACGGAACAGUACACUUCGUGGUACUGACUUUAAAAAUCAGCCGGUGGAAAUCCUACUACCAUUAAAGACUCGUACACUAUUAAUUGUGAUACGGACUUCCUCUCGAUGCGGAAAGAUGUACCACCUAUUAAAUAGAAAAGGUUUUAGUUCACCUCAAAGAAUGGGCUUCUAUUGAGCCGCAUCAUUUAUUUUGAAAAAAAUGUAUGGGAAAGUACCAUUUUUUUCAUCUGACAUGUUACUCACGCUGCUGUUCACCCUCGUCAGUAACUUCUCUGCCCUGGCUCUGACUCCCAGCACUGCAACGGAGCCACUGUCCACCCGCCAGUACUACCACACAGACCCCAGUACGGGUGCCCAGCUAGCUUGUGACAAGUGCCCUGCAGGCACCUACGUCUCCAAACACUGCACCCAAUACGCCGUGCGUGAGUGCAGUCGCUGCCAAGAUGGCACUUACACGCGUGGUGCAAACGGUGCCCGCCAGUGCCACCGCUGCCGGAGCCACUGUAAGGCGCCCUUUGAGGAGAGGGCCCCCUGCACCGUGACGUCCGACCGCGUGUGUUCCUGCCCGCCAGGCACAUUUGGCGACAGGGGCGACUGCCGGCCAGACACACAGUGUGGGAAGGGCUGGGGCGUGAGGAAGAAGGGAAGCGAGACGGAGGAUGUCAAGUGCAGGCCGUGUUCGCCUGGGACCUACUCUGACAUGCCCUCCAGCGUGCUGAAGUGCAGGACUCACACCAACUGCACAGCACAGGGCCUGGUGGUGCUGGUCGAGGGCUCCAGGGAGUCAGACAACACCUGUGGGCCCCUGCCCGCUAACGAACCCUCAGCCACCCUAGAUCCAGCUUGGCCGACAUCUGCUGAGGCCAUCUUGGCUGUUUUGGUGCACAAAGACACCUUCGACAUGACAGGUGUUCACGACUCGCAUGUACCGCCAUCGCAGUCAGGCAGCGGAGAAAAGCCGGAGAGCUUCGCAAUUAGAGAUAUGGCUGCGGAAGCCCUACACUACGACGCGUCGACCACAGAAUCUCCAGGGAGCCACUUUAAACCACCCCUCGACCUCCAAGACCACCAGCCAGCCAACAAGCGUGCCAUGGACUCUCAGGUGCAGGUAGAUAACAAUGUACUGAGCCCCGGGUCCUGGCCUCCCCGGCGUGGGUCUCCUCGGGGUCAUGCUAACCAGCAUUUCGACAUCAACGAGCACCUGCCCUGGAUGGUGGUGUUGCUCCUGCUGCUGGUGCUGGUGGUCAUCGUGGUCUGCAGCGUGAAGAGGAGCUCACGCAUGCUGAAGAAGGGCCCACGCCAGGACCCCAGCAGCAUCAUGGAGAAGGCAGCCCAGAAGAAGCCUGCUGCCCCCACACAGGUGAAGGAGAAGUGGAUCUACUACUCCAGUGCCCAGGGCGUGGAUAUCCUGAAACUGGUUUCCACCCAAAUUGGCAGUCAGUGGGUGGACCUGUAUCGGACCUUGGCCAAUGCCACUGAGCGGGAGGUGGCGGCCUUUUCCAACGGCUACGCGGCCGACCACGAGCGGGCGUACGCCGCACUGCAGCACUGGAUCAUCCGCGACAGUGACGCCAACCUAGCUAAACUCAUCAAUGGCCUGCACCGGCACCGGCGCAUCGACGUGGUGGAGAAGAUCCGUUGCGUGAUGGAAGACAAUCCUCAGUUUGAGCUGAACCAGCCAAUGACCUCUGCGAACAUAACACAUUGCAUUAGCCCCUCCCACAAGGCUCCAGAAUGCCCCGGCGUAGUGGGGGAGCAGUCCCCAGUGGACCGGGGAAAGGGCUUUUUUGCCGACGAGUCCGAGCCGCUGCUGCGCUGUGACUCCACCUCCAGCAAGGACUCUGCCCUCAGCAGGACCGGCUCUUUCAUAACCAAAGAGAAGAAGGACACGGUGCUGCGGCAGGUCCGGCUGGACCCAUGCGACCUGCAGCCCAUCUUUGAUGACAUGCUGCACAUCCUCAACCCGGAGGAGCUGCACGUGAUCGAGGAGAUCCCCAUGGCCGAGGACAAGCUGGAUCGGCUGUUUGAGAUCGCUGGUGUGAAGAGCCAGGAGGCCAGCCAGACACUCCUGGACUCUGUCUACGGACACCUGCCAGACCUCCUGUAGCCGUGGAGACCGAGGAAUUUGCUUUUCCCAUCAUGCCCCCAGUUCCUCCUGACCCCAACGCCCCAAAUCGACCGGGCAGUGUUUCCUCGGGGACCCAUAGAUGGUGCAUGUUUUUGCUCCCUCUGAGCUGCUACCAGGAACUCAGAGGGAGCAAAAAUGUGGACUGUUUGCAUGUCCUUUCGGACCGGGCGGGGAAACACUGCAAUUAAGCCGCUGCUUUCUCUCAUGCUGGUCUGAAUGUGAUCCCCGUUCUUAUCGCCUCGCUGCCACAUUCUUGGGAUAAAGCUGUGGAGAAUCCUCCAAAAAGACACACACGCACACACUAUAAUGCAUUAUUUUUAUAAUACACAAUACAUCUUAAAUUGUCGCCUUCUGAUAAAUGCUCUUCAGUGACCUACUUGUUUUAAAUGCUGUUUACUAACAUGUCAGAUUUGUUUUUUUUACAAGUCUCCAAGCCUAUUAUUAUUAUUAUUAUUACUGUAUGUGUCGUUUUUACAGUAGUUAAAGAAUGUUAUAUGACAUUUAAGAUGUUAAACGACUUUGGGCAUUUAAAUAACUCCCAUUGCUUGGUAUAAUAAGUUUGCAUUCUGCAUAUUUAUACUUGAAUUUUACAGACACACUAUCAGAAAAUGGAAAUUCCUCAAAUAAGAAAAUGCGUGUGUAAGACAGACAGUUACUCAUAUUUCCUCUUCAGCACCAAAAACACAAUAUAAGGGCAGUUUUGUUAGACGUGCACUGAAGUGAAAGCAGCGGGAAUCGGUGUCUUUCUGCCAUGCCAGUCAUAUCGAGCUAUUUUGGUGCUAGACUUGAAAUACUGCAGACGUAGUGAGUUCCACAUUGGUCAGUGUUCUUAUUCUGACCUAUGGGUAGCACCUGAGUUUUUGCAAUUAUUCCAUGAGUAACCUUUGACCUUAUCUUCCCACUUACUAUGAAGCUAAAGGGAAGCAAAGCUUGUGUUUGAACAGUAUACUCUGUAGGAUGGUUUAAUACUUAUUGUAACUGAUAAGUUUACUAUAAUUGUAUCAUGUUAGAUCCUCAAAUUAAAGUUCAAAUUUUUGCCAUAA